Messenger RNA from Pieris napi, 1928 nucleotides. RefSeq names its product probable G-protein coupled receptor Mth-like 4. Gene Ontology annotation, biological process: cell surface receptor signaling pathway; G protein-coupled receptor signaling pathway. Gene Ontology annotation, molecular function: G protein-coupled receptor activity. Bases 28 to 1308 code for a protein of 426 amino acids. NCBI's taxonomy places the organism in Eukaryota, Metazoa, Arthropoda, Insecta, Lepidoptera, Pieridae. The transcript is spliced from 8 exons. The record is from RefSeq and is a predicted model, not a curated record. Gene Ontology annotation, cellular component: membrane.
CUUAUUUUAGUGAAUCAAGCGCCGGUGAUGAAGACGGUUGUGUUCAUUCACCUUGGUCCGGAACGUGUUAAAAUGUUUCGAAUACUGUGUGUUCUCGCGUGUUUUAAUUUAGUUCUAAGUGAUCCUCUAAACACCUACUGCUGUUUGGAAGAAGAUGGUAUUUUAGACGAAAAUGAAGCAUUCUGUGUAAAUCCAGUCAAUGAGAGUAAAAAGGCUAUACGGUUGAAUUGUAACAAAACCGUAAGAUUAUUUGAAGCGGAUUACAACUUUACAGUGAACAAUGAUGAAUCGGCUACCUUAUUGAUUGAAGAUCAAUCUUUCAUACAAGACGCGGGAACAUUUUGUGCCGCAAAUGAAACUACAAAUAGCACGUUAAAAUUGUUAUUAUUCUGUGAAGUAGAGGAAGAUACGACGACGGACUUAGUAUUGAGUUACUGCAUGAUAGUUUCGGCAAUUUUUCUUGCCUUGACCGCUAUAAUUUACUGCGCAUUACCGAUCCUAAGAGACCUACAAGGCAAAAGCAUAAUUUGUUUCUGCGUGAGCUUAUCGCUGGGACUAAGUAUUUUGGGUAUAAUGAAACUCACUGAAUAUUCCGAUAUGAAUUUAUGCGCAGCUCGAGGAUUCCUGAUCUAUUACUUUAUGGUAUCAAGUUUCUUCUGGAUGAAUUCUAUCUCGAUACAGAUUCUAUUUCGAAUCAAACGUCCAUCAGUGCCCGACUAUGGCUGGCGCACCUUUUCCUGGUACGCUCUUUACGCGUUUGGCACACCCGCGCUUAUCACAAUAGCUAUGGCCAUUGUCAACUUCCAUCCUGGAAAACAUCAAAAACCAGGCAUCGGUCUCAACACUUGCUGGUUUUACGAUAAAAGGCAACAAUGGUACUACAUGUAUAGUGUACUAUCAAUUCUCAUGGUACUAAAUAUAGGUAUAUUUUGCUACUUGUCAUUUUACUUGUGGAGAAACACGUUCUUAUCAACACACGUCAAGGAACUGCGUUAUAAGUUCAGAAUGACAUUAAAGAUGUUUAUUAUAAUGGGUCUGCCCUGGAUAUUUGAAAUGAUUAGUUCUUUCUUCGAAGCACAUAUAAUUUGGACACUCUUGGACAUAUUUAACCUCACCCAAGGCGUCUUAAUAUUCAUCGUACUAGUCGUGCUACGAAAGCGCGUAUUAAAGGCACUAUACAAAAGAGGCUGCCUGGAUUGUGUUUCCGGUUUAGUUGAGCGAUACCUGGCGAUCGCAGAAGACGCCGAAGAAGUUGUACAACACACCAUUGACGUGCCUUUAGACGAUAAAAAACAUUACAAUAUUUGAAGAAAUUUUGCUUGAAAGGCUUUGUGUCUGUUAAGAUACUAUACGUGGCCGGACCACGAAUUCACUUACCAGGCCGGACAGUUUUAACACGGUUACGUUAUAAACUGUAUACUUAAAAACUUACAACUAAUAUUCGUAAAUGUAUUUAGAUAAGAUUUGUUUAUAUUCAAUCAAUGGAAGCUAUAAAUAAUAUUAAUUAAACUUAAAAUAUUGCAAAUAUUGCAUUUAAAAACGAGCAAUUUGGUUAGAUCAAAUCAUUUUCAUUUAAUUGAAUGUUGUAUUUUAAUGCACAAGCAUGCUUAUCUAUUCAUACAAAUAAGCCUACACUGGUAAACAUACGUUCUUCUCUUUCUGUCCAAUUGUAAUGCGCUAUGCUGCAAGGAGAUAUUCGGGUGAAAUUGAAUAAAGAUUAGCGUUCGUUUGAUUGCGAUUACGGAUCGUGUCGCGUCUGUAAUAAGAGAUGCUGUUGAUAAAAAAAAUUGUCAAUCGUUUUAUAUCACCAAGGACACGAAACUGUUCAAAGGUUACAAUUGUGUUUCAAACUGAUUUCAAUUAUCUUUAUAUAACAGUAGCUGAUUUGGCCUAGACUUCAGCGUGCGACUAUCCCUGAAAUCUUACCC